This is a messenger RNA of Spizellomyces punctatus DAOM BR117, 840 nucleotides long. RefSeq lists its product as uncharacterized. The transcript has 4 exons. The record is from RefSeq and is a predicted model, not a curated record. NCBI's taxonomy places the organism in Eukaryota, Fungi, Chytridiomycota, Chytridiomycetes, Spizellomycetales, Spizellomycetaceae. Bases 49 to 744 code for a protein of 231 amino acids.
AAAAGCCACAGCACGCUUUGACCACCCGCAUUUGAGCUCGUCGCAACCAUGGCCGGCAAGAAAAACAUUGUAUUUGUUCUCACGUCUCAUUCCCAGCUUGGCAAUACGGGAAAGAAAACUGGAUGGUAUCUCCCUGAGGUUGCCCACCCAUACAACAUCCUUGCUCCUCAUUACAACAUCACCUGGGCUUCUCCUCUCGGUGGUGAAACUCCCUUGGACCCAUCAAGCGCAGAAGCGUUCGCAAAGGAUGAAGAGUGUAUCAAAUUUUUGAACGAUCCUGUAGCCCAGAAAGGGGUCAAGGAGACGGUCAAAGUGGAAGAUAUUCUCGCUAGAGCAAAUGAGUUUGAUGCAGUAUUUUUCCCGGGCGGACAUGGACCCAUGUUUGAUCUGUUCACCUUUGUUCCAUCUCUUCAGCUCGCGGCAAAGGUGUACGAAAACAACGGGGUAGUGGCAGCUGUGUGUCACGGUCCCGCAGCCAUCGUCAACAUAAAGCUAUCCAACGGCGAUUCCCUCGUGAAAGGAAAGCGUGUCACCUCAUUUUCUAACUCUGAGGAGGACGCUGUUCAGUUGUCGCCAGUCAUGCCAUUCCUGCUGGAGAAUGCUCUUAAAUCUGCUGGUGCAAAGUACGAAAAGGCGGCCAAAGAUUGGGAGGCUCAUGUUGUGGUUGAUGGGCGGUUAAUUACAGGACAGAACCCCAAUUCAGGUGCACCUCUGGGGGAAAAAUUGAGAGAGCUUCUAGGCUAAGUCGCCUAUUCUACCUUACUAUACACAAAAUAAAACUUUGCAUGCAUUGCCCCUCAUGGCCUCUCAUUCUUAAUACUGUACUGAGGAAUGUUGCAU